AUGACAGUCGGUAAAAUAAUAAAAAAACACCACACACAUGAAAGAAAACAUAACCUAAUUUGUGGGAAAUUUUAUCGCAUUUACUUUAUUUUGGACCUCUAAGUGAUAAAAUAUGGCGGAACCGGGAUUAUUCAAGAGUAGCACAGCGUUUUGUGCGAGGUGUGGGUCAAUUUUGCCUCUCCUACAAAAGUUUGGUUCAGUCAAAUGUUACUUCUGCAAGGCCGUUUAUGAAGCUGGAAAUUACAACAAUAUCAAAUUUCAAUACACAAUCAACUUCAACACAGUGUCCACUGCAAAUAAUUUAAAUAUCAUAAACAUGGACGACCCAGAAGGGCCAGUUGUUGAGCGGAAGUGUCCGAAGUGUGGCAACGAUCGCAUGUCGUAUGCAACGCUGCAGCUUCGGUCGGCUGAUGAAGGACAAACUGUGUUUUAUACAUGUAUAUCUUGCAAGUAUAAAGAAACAGAAAAUUCCUGAAAUUCCAUCAACAACUUCAAUCAUAGAGCCGCAUGAGUUCAUUUAUCAGCUUAUGCGUGUAUUGCCAGCGUGACAAGGUAUGUAUCUAUACGUCUUUUGGAGCAGUAAGCAACAAUCGGUGUGUCCCCAAUUAUAGAAUGACACAAGUUUAUAUGUAUUU
Molecule: messenger RNA, 635 nt
Organism: Ostrinia furnacalis (Asian corn borer)
Lineage: Eukaryota; Metazoa; Arthropoda; Insecta; Lepidoptera; Crambidae
Gene: RpI12
Product: RNA polymerase I subunit RpI12
Exons: 5
Coding region: 113-475 (120 amino acids)
Biological process (GO): DNA-templated transcription; termination of RNA polymerase I transcription
Cellular component (GO): RNA polymerase I complex
Molecular function (GO): nucleic acid binding; zinc ion binding
Source: RefSeq, a predicted model, not a curated record